UGAAAAUAUUUCGAUGUUUAUGUGGUUGCAAAUGAUUUUAUUGCAGUGUAAACCAAAACGCCGCCGUUUCAACCCGGUACAUAAGUGGAAUGCGACAGAAGAAAAAGCGCUUGUGGAGUUCCUAAUGGAAAUAGAAGUUUCGAGAAACCAAUGGCUCAAAGCUUUUAUGGUCUUUUCAUCGAAGACACGCAGCUGACGGUAGGAUGGAAAAUAGUGUGCGCAAAAGUACGCAAUAUGCGCACUAAUUAUAAUAAAGCAAAGGAGUUGGAAUUGUCGACAGGCGCAGGAAGUAUGGAAGGCGACACAAUAAAAAAUACUUUAAGAAAAAUGUGUUUUUUCUAUGAAGAAUUGGACGAUAUUUUCGGCAGCAGAUUAAAUUGUUCUGCAGUAGUGGAAGACAGUUUGCUGACGUUGUUAGAAAGCGACUCUACAAGUCAAUCGGGAGCAGAAUGUGUGGUUGAAGUGGGCAGUUCAGUUGAAGCUGAAGAAGUACAAAGUCCAGCGUUGAACGACAAUGUGUGCACUCGAAGGCAGAAAGGAAUAUAUUCCAAAACUGCCUUGUCAGAUAUUUUGUAGGUUCAUGGCAAGAUCGCAGAAAUAAGGAAGCAAAAGCUUGAGAUUGAUGUUGCAGCAAGGGAAAGGGAAAUGUCAAUCAAAGAAAAACAAUUAGAGUAAAAAGAAAAAGAAAUAGAAUUAGAAAAAGAGAAAUUAAUGACAAAUUAGAAAUUGAAAAAAUGAAAUUACAAACGUAGGAGAGGUUGGCAAUGGAAGAGCUUAGGCUAAAAUAUAAAU
This is a messenger RNA of Bactrocera tryoni, 792 nucleotides long. RefSeq lists its product as uncharacterized. The coding region runs from base 151 to 576 and encodes 141 amino acids. NCBI's taxonomy places the organism in Eukaryota, Metazoa, Arthropoda, Insecta, Diptera, Tephritidae. The transcript is spliced from 3 exons. The record is from RefSeq and is a predicted model, not a curated record.